Messenger RNA from Eimeria mitis, 1257 nucleotides. Its product is annotated as SAG family member. The record is from RefSeq and is a predicted model, not a curated record. Bases 1 to 1257 code for a protein of 418 amino acids. NCBI's taxonomy places the organism in Eukaryota, Apicomplexa, Conoidasida, Eucoccidiorida, Eimeriidae. The transcript has 8 exons.
AUGGGUGUUGUCAGGCUUCUCUCGCUGGCGGCCGCCAGCGUUCUCUUGGUGAAGGCCAACGGGGAUGAACCUAAUAACACGGCAGUAAGAGUAGAUUGCUCUUCACAGAUGAACGAAGUUCGGAGCCUUGCGGGCUUUAGCGGACUCCAAAAAGAAACAGAGUCUUCGGGGCAACUUCCAAUUUAUUCAGUAAACCCCGCCAGUCGCACCGGCGCUAAUAACGGAGAAUCCCUAGACAAAACAUACCUGUCGAAGGUUUGCAAAUCUAUGAAGGAGGAAAAGAUGGCAGAGUCUGUACAGACAAUUACACCAGAUGGUACCUACGCCUACGCAGUGCAAGACGGAACCACCGCCGACUGCGAGGCCGCAGUGACUUACUGGAAAGAAGCCUUCACCAACUUCGAAGGCCUGCCGCCAGCUAACAGCACCGACACAACUGUGUACAAAAGCGCCCAAAAUGUCUCUUUCAUCUCCCUGUUCAACCCCAAGGAGAGUCCCAAGGUGGACUGCGCAUACCAUCAAGAACAGUGGGAUCGCAUCACCAAGGCCAUCAAUUCCGGCAGCGCAGCAGUGCCGACAUUCUUCGCCGUUGCUGCAGCAGCAGUGGCUGCUCUUCUCUUGCUCCUCUCUUUGGCGGCGGCCGCCGUCCUCUUGGCUAGGGCCGACGGGCAGGAACAAGAAAACGCUGCUACAAACAAGGCAGUACGGGUAGAUUGCUCGUCCCAGAUGAACGCAGCGCGGAGCCUUGCGGGCUUUACUGGAUUCCAAGCAGCGGCAGAUAGUGCUGAUCCUCCUGAACAGCUCCCUAUUUAUUCAUCAAAUACCGAAGGUCGGUCUGGGAGUACCGACCCAAACACAGAGUACCUGACGGCCGUUUGCAAAGCUAUGAAACAAAACACGGCGACUGAAGUGGAUAUUAAACCAGACGGUACCUACGCCUACGCAGUGCAAGAAGGAACCGACGCUGACUGCCAGGCCGCAGUGGAUCACUGGAAAGAAGCCUUCACUAACUUCGACGGUUUGCCUCCUACUUACGAUAAAAGUACAGAUGUUUACAAGUCAGCCAAAAAUGUGUCAUUUAUAUCUCUGUUCAACCCUCAAGAGAACCCCAAAGUGGACUGCGCAUACUUCACAUGCCCAGCAGGGGUGAAGGCUAAGGGAGUCGAUUCUGGAACUGGAGAUGACAAAGAAUUGAAGGCACUUCUGUGUGUUACGACCCCCAAAGCCUUGACAGCGGAAGUAGCUCCCUUCACGUAA